AGUGCCCGGCCCCGGCCCCGGCCCGGCCAUGGCUGUCCGCGCCAGCUUCGAGAACAACAACGAGUUGGGCUGCUUCGCCAAGCUCACCAACGCCUACUGCCUCGUGGCCAUCGGCGGCUCCGAGAACUUCUACAGCGUCUUCGAGGGGGAGCUCUUCGGGACCAUCCCGGUGGUGCACGCCUCCAUCGCUGGCUGCCGCAUCAUCGGCAGGAUGUGUGUGGGAAACAGACAUGGACUGUUGGUCCCAAGCAGUACGACAGACCAAGAGCUACAACAUAUCCGCAAUAGCCUUCCAGAUUCUGUACGAAUUCAACGAGUAGAAGAGCGUCUCUCAGCGCUGGGCAAUGUCACUACCUGCAAUGACUAUGUAGCUCUUGUUCAUCCAGAUCUUGACAGGGAGACAGAAGAGAUCUUGGCAGAUGUACUGAAGGUUGAGGUUUUCAGACAAACGGUAGCAGAUCAGGUGCUGGUAGGAAGUUACUGUGUUUUUAGUAACCAAGGAGGAAUUGUGCACCCCAAAACUUCAAUUGAUGAUCAGGAUGAACUGUCUUCGUUGCUCCAGGUCCCACUCGUGGCUGGAACGGUGAAUCGUGGCAGCGAGGUCAUUGCAGCGGGAAUGGUUGUAAAUGACUGGUGUGCCUUCUGUGGGCUGGAUACAACCAGCACUGAGCUCUCCGUCAUCGAGAGUAUCUUCAGGCUGAAUGAAGCUCAGCCAAGUACCAUUGCUACCAACAUGAGAGAUUCCUUGAUUGACAGCUUGACAUGAGCAGUGUUGGUUCCUACUUUCCAGAAAGCUCCUAAGGAGUGAAGUGUCAAGCUGCACUUUGGAUUACAGACAUCUAGACCUUCUGAUGUUGUUUCUGCAGGCCUAGCCCAAGGAAGAGGCUACAAAACCAACUUUUUGUAGUGUUUUGUAAACCACGUAUUAUUACAAAAACUGACAAAUAACAUACAUAAGUUACAAAUAAGGAAUGUUCUUUAUCCCUUUGCUGACAUAUUCCAGUUCUUCAGCUGUGCUUUCUGGUUUUGUGAUGCUGACCGAGCCCCUCAAAUUAGCCCACAAUAUUUACUCUUGUGGCUCUUGGAUAUUGAUCACUAGAGAUUAUUUUGCCUUAAGUAAUAUACCAGUGUUCUACUGCACAGCAGUCUUUUUCGGCACAUACAUGGCACUGCCCUCUCUUUCCACACUCUUGCUAAAGAGCGGUGUUUCUGCUGUAGGUAGACUUAAGAGCCCUUUGUAUGUCCAGUACCAAAAAUACAGUAGUUUACUUGCCACAAAAUCAUUAAGAAGUCAUCACCUGCUCUCUUGCCCUGCCUUGCAGCUAUUCCCACAGGGCCGGUGAUUCUGAAGUGAUCAGCUCUGAUUAAAACUGGAGUUUCUCAAAGUCAGUCCAGGGGCUUCUAACAGCAACAGUGUGUGACUGCCUCUGGAACAGUGGUAUUUGAUCUGUUGUCUGUGGAUGGCCGGUGACAUGUGUGCUGCUUCUGAGGCAUUUGCAAGAGAGAGCCUAGGAAAGCAUGCUAUUGCCAGUGGGCUUAAAUUUUUUCUACAGGAGUUAGCCACCUAUGCUAGGAAACUCUUAGAAGUCAGCAAAUCGAAAAAUAUUUAAACCACCUUAUCUUGAGUUAUCUUGGAGACAAAGGUUAAGUAAAACAGUUCUAACCAGUUACUCCAUUCAGUCAGAUGUUAACAGAUUUGGGAGCUUGCUCUGCCCUUGUCAGGGAGUGAUGAUGACGAAAAGGAGCUGUAGAUCCUGCUUUCAGGUAGAAUAUAGUAAUUUGCUUCUAAACAGAGCUGUUGCUCACUGAUCUCUCAUUUCAUUUGCUUUUCUCCUGCUUGCCUGUGAAAAGUGUACUGAAAGCAUAGAAAUGCCUCCGCUUCACAUCCUAAGGGUAUGUGGAAGCUCCUCGCUUGCUUCCACGCAGCUGCGUUACUCUCAGCUGGGUUCUCUUGAGGAGUGCUGUCCUGAAGGCAGUGUGGGCAGAGCUCUUUUUCGGCCCUGGUGCUUCAGGCUUUGUAGAAAAUCAAGUAAACUUCCAUUUUUGUUUUACUGUCUGGAUGUUUAGGGAAGGUUUUAUAAGUUUUGGUUGAUUAAAGGUUGCUCCUUAAACUUCUAAAUAAAGAUUGCCAUAGGAUCUUCUCUGACCAUAGCAGUCCUGCCAUAUGGCCUGUCUAGAAUGGUAACUGGGCCGGAGGCUGCCGUUUCCAGACAGCUCACCUUCCUUCUGCCAUUGGGGAAGCCUGUAAGCAGCUCAUAGCUCCUUGCUACUAUGGCUAACAAUUUUUGAUGUUUAUGGCCCCUUUGAUCUGGUGGACUACCUUUCUUGGCACUGACUCCAGGUCUCCUCCUCUUUGCAUAUCUUUGUAUUUAGAGAGAGAAGCUGCUUUCCUUUGGCCACCUCGCAGGGCUCUGUUCUUAGGUAUAAAUGGCAAAGAGUGACUAUUGCUAUUGGUGUUAGCAUGUAUUCGUCAAGUGUGAAAUGAGUAAGGCUGAAGUUUUUCCUCUGCAACUUCUGUAACUCGUUUUUUUUUCAUUCGGGUUGAUAGGCAGGAAUCCUGGUUUAUAUUGGUGACCUUGAUGUGUGUUACGUGUUAAAAAUUGCUUAGAGGUAAACGAGAAAAAUAAUCCAGUCUCUGUGUUACCCAAAUCCUUAAGUAGGAAAGAUACUGGCACAGUGUUGGGGGUUGUGAUAUGCCACCAAGGAUUAGAGGCAGAGGCCACAACAGGAUAGUGCUAACCGUGGUGUGUGACCUCUUGACAAAAGUUGCAAUGAAGCUUGGGAACUGGAAGGUGGCAAAUGGGAUACCCGUUCUAAACAAGGGUCUGUGGGAAUUCUGAACUAGUAAGAUGGACCUAUGUACAAGGAAAACAGAAACUAUAAUAAAGAAUGGAAUUAGUAGAAACAUGGAUACCUGAUACCAUGAGAGAGUAUGAACUUGGUGUUUUAAUGGCAGGUUGUGUCUUAAAAGACCUGUGGAGUUCUUUAAAGGAGACCCUAGGGAUAUGGAGAAGGUCUGUUGUAAUGUUAUUUGUAUUUCCGAAAAGCAUGUGGCAGGUUUUUGUGCCAAAGGCUUUUAAGGACCCUGGGUGAAUGAUCCCAUGGAAUGAGAGGGAAGCCCUUUUACGUGCUUGAGGAUGGGGAAAAAAAAUCGGAGUAAAUGGUUAGAUUUUCUGGGAUUUCACGAGGAGCUCUGCUGGGAGCCAUGAUAUCUGGUGGUAUUGUGUCCUGUUUAGGAAAGGCAGUGAUUAGUUCAGGGAAUUUUGCCCAUACUGACUGAUGGGUUGGUAGAAAGGUACAUUCAGUGCAGCUGAACGUGAAGUGAAGCAUGUGGUUAAUCCAAAUUUUGCACCUGUAGUGAUGAACUCUGAGCAGCGCAAGAGCAAAUUCUUGGCCUGAAGGUACGUAUUUCAAUGAAGACAUGUGCUCAGUCUUCAGUAACAGUCAAAAAAGCAAACAAUGUUUGGAGUUAAUUAGGAAAAGAAAGCCUGAACAAAGCAUUAUUAUCUGUAAAUCUAUGAGGCAACUUUAUCUUGAGUACUGUGUGUAGAUCAGAUACAAGUGUUGCACAGUGGUUGCCAAGCUUUUCUGCAAACAUGUAUUUUGGGGUAAUGCUCACCUACUUCGUUGUUCAUUAAAUUUUGGUUCUUCUAUAAACUAAAAGCUCCAAAAGAAGCCAGGGGAAAGGAGGAUUGAGAUUCUCAUGCUAUUGCUGAUUACUUCCCAUGAGAACCUGCCUUGCAGUGUCAGAGCUUGCAGGUGCAGGGCCGUGAAGAUACGACUGUGAGGGCAACAGCGUGAAUCAGUAAGGGAGAAAUGACAGCUCAGGGGAAGGGUUACAGAAUGGCAGGAUUACAAGUGGCAGGCCCUUGCCAUUAGCUUGAGGCACUUAAAGCACUGUGCAACACUUGACUGACCCUUUUUAUGCGCUUAUCUCAAAGGUGGCACUCUCCAGUGGUGAUGCCGAAAGGUGGUCUUACAGAAUAGUCAAUAAAAUCAAGUUGCCUGUCCCCAGUGCUGGGUAUUGCUACUGCAGGUUGUCGGGAUUCUUAAAAAUGAAAUUGCUGAACUGUGAAGCUGUGGAUUACGUACCAUGGCUACACACCACCUUUGCUGUCAGGUAGUGGAAGGCAACACGUGACUUUGGGUAUUGCGAAGGGUUGCAGGAAUGAUCUGAGGAACUGUAGCUGAUCCAGCUGUGCUGGACAAAUAAGUCUGAUACUAUGAGAAAGGUUGGAAUUGAGCCCUGGGCUGAAUGUGACAGAGUUGUCCAGAGGUUUUGAGGGACGAAUGAAUGUCUUGCAACUCAAGGUUCAGUGAAGAAGUCAUAGGGUGUGUACCUUUGGCUGCCAUACUGUGCUUUAAUGUCCAAAAGAUUUUGUCAGGAUCCUUCCCAGGUUUUUAAAAACCUGAGUCCUCAUGGUGUGAGAUGGGAGAUCCCCUUGAGGUUUAAUGAGUAAUUAUAAGUUAGGAACAACUAAUCCCUCUUACAGUGGAGGACCACCUCUGCUCUGACUGUAGUGAUUGUGUAUCCCAGCACAUUUCCAACUUACCUGCAAAAAUGAGCCUUCUUUACUGGUGAUGAAAUUAUUCCAAGUAGUCAAAAACUGGGGAAAAAAAAAAUACACAAAAUAGAACUUUGAGUGCAGCAUAGUGUAUGUAGUGGGCUGCUCGCUGGAGGGCCUGCAACCGCUGCGCUCAGAGUAAACGUGUGCCAGGACUCCCCUCUGGCUGUACAAAUGGCCCGUGCUGCAGGGUGCUGUGUGUCACACCUGGAGCACACCUAGAAGAGCCUCUUGCUUACGGGAUUAGAGUUGAAUAAGCACUGCUGUUCCCUGCUCCCCUGUGGUGGCAAUAUGUCCUGGUGCUGCAUUUCUGGACAGGAACUGGAACAUGGCCACCUGUCCAUGGAGAUGCUUUAGCCAUGCUGAUGGGAGGCAGACCGAGUCAAUACGCUGCUCAUCAGGUGCUGUGCUUCUGUAGUGUAAUAGAGGAUCCCAGCAAAGAGCUCAGGUGUGGGAAUAUUAAGGAACUAUCCCUUACAUGAAUGCUGAUGUUUGGGCCCGGAUCCAGGUCACCCCAGGACUGCCCAGCUGCUAAUGUUAACAAAAGAGAGAUGAUGGCGGUGUGAAUGGGAUUGUACUCGGGGGAAGUGGGUCAGCUGCUCACCCACCUGCCCCAGCCCCCCCAGUGCCAACACCUCUAACUGCAGAGGGCUGUUUCUCAGCCCCUUAAACACCUACACAAAUACCUCACACCCCUGGAAAGCUCAAAUACGUAACAUCUGCCCUAGGAGCCAGUUACGGAGCAGUUAGAAGAGGCACCAAACUAUUUCCCUGGUUCUUUGAAGCAGCAGUUCUUUGAGGAAGGCUGAAUUUUGGCAACAUAGGGCAAGCGGCUUGCCUUAUUGCAGUGGGGUGCCUGGCUCCGCAAGGCAAUACGCAGCUCUCUGAGGAAAUGGCUCAGCUUGCUACAGACCCAGGCAUUGUGCUGCCUGCACAGCUUGUUACUCAGGAUAGGGUUUUGAACAGACCAAAAAUCUACCUUUGGGCAGGAGGAAGGAAAUACAAACAAAACCAGACAUUUCUCUAGGUUGUAAAUUAUUUUUUUUUUUUUAAUGAUGGCUGUUGGAAGUUGCUCAAAGGUUUGGGCUGUCACAGUCCCGGAAGAGAUGGCAGCGUACAGUUGAGUUCGAUGUGCCAUGUGGCUGUGGCGUUCAUAGUGUGCAUUCUACCACAUACAUAGUACACAUAGCAACGUACGGAGUAGCAUGUGUGUGGGGUGUCUAAUUAGUAGCUCUGAUUUCAUUUGGUCCUUUGCACUCCUUCACCCAUCAUGAGACGUUAUCACAUUUUUUCACUAAAAUUCAAAGUUUCGCAUCUACUAGCUUCUCACUUACUUUGUAAUACGUUUGUAAUAUUUUUUUUAUGUUUAAACACAAUAAACAGCUUGGCUAUGGAAAUCAAUUAUGAAUGACAAAAUACAGCUUGAGACCACGUAUUAUGCAGUCCUGGUGGACUUCACUAGAAGUAUCUAUUUGUCUAUCCUGCUUCACCAUAGCAAUAUUUGAGCACUAGUUAGAAAUUCAGAAUGCUAACAAUCUUUCUGCUUCUUCAUUCCUCAUCAUUGUAAUAUUUUUAGUGUGUUUGUCAUCCUUGGAUUUUUUUCAUAGCUGACAUUAUAAAGCUGUACUCUUUCUGUAUUAACUGGACAUUCUGUGCGUUGCACUUCCAUUGCACUGAAUAAAAUUCAG
Gavia stellata (red-throated loon) is the source of this 6253-nucleotide messenger RNA. RefSeq names its product eukaryotic translation initiation factor 6 (gene EIF6). Bases 29 to 766 code for a protein of 245 amino acids. Gene Ontology annotation, biological process: maturation of 5.8S rRNA; maturation of LSU-rRNA; cytosolic ribosome assembly. The record is from RefSeq and is a predicted model, not a curated record. The transcript has 6 exons. NCBI's taxonomy places the organism in Eukaryota, Metazoa, Chordata, Aves, Gaviiformes, Gaviidae. Gene Ontology annotation, cellular component: cytosol; nucleolus; preribosome, large subunit precursor. Gene Ontology annotation, molecular function: ribosomal large subunit binding.